Messenger RNA from Myxocyprinus asiaticus (Chinese sucker), 6319 nucleotides. RefSeq names its product beta-1,4 N-acetylgalactosaminyltransferase 1-like. Gene Ontology annotation, molecular function: hexosyltransferase activity. Gene Ontology annotation, biological process: ganglioside biosynthetic process. The record is from RefSeq and is a predicted model, not a curated record. The transcript has 12 exons. The coding region runs from base 185 to 1789 and encodes 534 amino acids. Lineage: Eukaryota; Metazoa; Chordata; Actinopteri; Cypriniformes; Catostomidae. Gene Ontology annotation, cellular component: Golgi membrane.
CUUGACCAGACACCAGCAACCUUACUAAACACCUUCGGACACACCCCAAUGACUCUGCAGAGUACACUCGGCCUCAUCAACUAUUGUCAGUCACAUCAAGAGUGAGACAAUCAGUGCCAUGGACCUUUAGGAGCAGUAAUGGCAACUUGCAGUACCUUUCGCUCUAAUUGGAUAAACUUGUAGCAUGCGUUCCCUACGUAAAACUGUGCUGUUAGUGCUCGUAGCAUCAGUGGUGCUGGUUUUGGCUGUACUACACUCCUGGCCCACUCGGGUCUACAGCACUGUGGAUGUCAGGUACAGACUAGGCCCUGGAACUGAACGACUGCUGGAGGAGAGGCUUCCUAAGGCGGAUCCGAGUGCGAGCACCAUCCCUUACCAUGUGAGGGAGAAUGUGGCCAGGCUCCUGGCUCGCAACGGGUGUGUGUGUGAAGGAGAUAGUAGAGGGGUCAACUUGCCCUUUGCCCAACUGUUGUUCCCUCGAGUGUCUGCCCACCCCCUGCACACAGCCUUCCAGGCCUCCCAACUCGCCGAGUUGAAAAAACGGCGUGCCAAAGAGUACCAGAGCUUCCAAAUGAGGUCGCAGACCCCAGCUGAUCUGCUGAUUCUAGCUGAAGCUAACAGCCCCCUGCAGUACCCAACACAGGGUGUGGAGGUUCGGCCACUUAAAACUAUCCUUAUACCAGGUUUGGCCUUAAAAGAGCUACCCAGAGAUGUCUAUACUCUGAACUUCUCAGCAUCUCUGGGCACAUUUAAUGUGGCAGCGGAGGUGGAGGGGGUAAAGGUCAGAGGUGAUGGCGAAAUGCACAUGACCCUGAGUAGCAGCCUUUUACCAAGUCUAAAUCGGCAGCUCCAGUUUAUCACCUAUACUAACACUCAGUUCCACCCCAGCACUGUUGACACAGUGCAGUUAGAAACGGAAGGACAUCAAGCUUUUUUCACCAUCAAGAUCCGUCAUGGAUUAACACCCAAACUCUUCAAUACAGGAUCUGAUGCAGAUAAAGUCUCAGAGUACAACAUCAGUGCUCUUGUGACCAUAGCAACUAAAACCUUCCUGCGCUAUGACAAGCUUCAGGAUUUAAUUGACAGCAUACGGCGGUACUAUCCAACUGUCACAAUAGCGAUAGCAGAUGACAGUGAACACCCGAGAACAGUGUCAGGCCCAUUCAUUGAACAUUACAUCAUGCCUUUUGGAAAAGGCUGGUUUGCUGGUCGUAAUCUAGCCGUAUCACAGGUCACCACCAAGUAUGUGCUGUGGGUGGAUGAUGACUUUAUCUUCACUGCCAACACAAAGCUGGAGAAGCUGGUGAAUGUGCUGGAGAAAACCACACUUGACCUGGUCGGAGGAGCAGUACGUGAAGCAACAGGCUACACUGCCACCUACAGGCAGACAAUCUCAAUUGAAGCAGGAGAGGAAGAUGGGGACUGUCUACAUAUGCGGCGUGGAUUCCACCACAUCAUCGAGGGCUUUCCUCAUUGCGUGGUCACUGAUGGAGUCAUCAACUUCUUCCUUGCCAGGACAGACAAGGUGCAGCAGGUUGGCUUUGACCCUCGGCUAGCCCGUGUUGCACAUCUGGAGUUUUUCAUUGAUGGGCUUGGCUCCCUGCAUGUAGGAUCAUGUGAUGAUGUCAUCGUGAACCAUGCCACUAAGAUCAAGCUCCCGUGGGGCCAGUCGGAAAGCGACAAAACGUACGCGAAGUUCCGUUACCCCCCUGCUUCAUCUGAUGCGAUGCACACCAAAAAUGGCCUCUUGUACUUCAAAAAUCAUUUCCAGUGUCUAACACACAACUGAACACACAUUGACUGUACCUCUAUCCAUUACUUUACUCUCAUUCUCCCUCAAAUUAACACUUUUUCCACGAGUAGCUAAAGGGACCUGUGAAGAUGCUAGAGGUGUGGUGCAUAUGUACACGUACGCGGUCCCAUGAGAGUAUGGGAGAGUUCAAAUGCAUCUCUUCUUUUGGAAGGGAUCCUAAUGUGAUCAAACAUGACUGACAGAUGAGGUGCGCAGUGAUGGCUGAUUAUUAUUAUUAUUUUUUUAUAUCUGAAGUGAUGUUGUAUUUUUCAGGGUUCCCACACAUCCUGGAAAUCCUGGGAUUUUGCGGUUUUUCUGUCAUGGAAAAGUAAUUCAAAAUUUGAAAAAUACCCAAAUGCCCUGGAAAAUAAUUUGUCCUGUAAAAUAUUUUAGUAUAAUAAAACUGUUUGAUUGUGUUGCUGACAAGGUUUUUGUUACAUGUAAAGGUACACGUAUUGAUAUAGUGCAUUUUGUUUUCUUCGUUCCAACACUGCUGUAGAGUUAAUUACAAAACCAUUUAAGUUGUAAACUUUAGAUAACGACGACAGUUGGACGCGCAGAUUCUUUUUGAAAAUGAAUUCACACCCUGAGGUGGUAGUGUGGUAAUGUGGCCUUUACACCUCGGUAUGUAAAUUAAAUUUUAAUAAUUUAAUGAUCAAAGUCUGCUUAUACCGCCGUUACCACAUGUGGGCCCUAUGAUUUCUGCGAUGGAAUCACUGAAUCCAGUCACAAAAAUUGCAUUUGCUAUAAAAUGCAGCAUGUCUUGGAAUUUGACAUAUUUGGGAUGAAAAUUCUUGGUUUGAAUGCAUAUUUGGUUUGAAUGCAUAAUUAAUUAAAAUCUCAAUAGGUCCAAGUGUGAUUAUUAAACUGCAAAAGGCUGCAAUUUAAUUAAAUAAAUAUAUAUAAUCUGCAUGUGCUGCAUGCUUUAAAAUGAAUGCGUGAAGCUGGCAGCUCAUCCACUGAAAACACCUCAUCAUGAGCUUCAUGCGUGCUCUGUGUGUGUGUUGUAGAUGACAGGUGAGCAGAGUGCUCUGACAUACAGACUAUAUAUUUAUUUUAAUGAAAUCAUAGCUAUUUGGGGUUUAAUAAUCAUACUGGGUCAUGUAGCAAACUGCUUAAAUAAAUGCCAAAAUAAAAGCUUGAUUUAAAUGAAAGCGUGAAUUGGGGAAAAAAUAUAAUGUUUAAUGCACUUAAUAAUGAUAAUAGUAAUAAUAAUAAUGUAUUACGGCAAUAGCUCACAUAUGUGAUGUUCUGUUGUGCAGCACUUCAUUUGACAAAAUAUCUUCAGUGUUGUUUCAGAUUGUGCUGUGAGGAUUUUAUAAAAAAAAAAAAAAAACACUUAUAAAAAUAAUGCAAUAUGUUGAAAAAUGUAGUUAAUUAAAAUAAUUAUUUUUUCAUUUGAUUAAAGUUUUAACAAAUUCAUUUGAAAAGACAUUUUGAUGAUGUUAUGUUUUUGUUUCUUUUUAAUGUAUUUAUACAUGUUUUAUAAAAUGUCCUGGAAAAUUGUGCCUUGAAAAGAGUGGGAACCCUGUUUUUGUGUCUUCUUCCUUUAGCUUUAUUUUUGUUCAGAAGAACUCUUUAGAUACAGAUCAAACAGAUCUGUAAAUUAUGCAUAUAAAUCCAGCCAUCAUUUUCUCCUCAGACUAUCAUGUUUAAAUAUCACAAUUAACUGACGGGACUACAGAAGAAACUUUCUUUGAAACUGAUGAACACAGAAAAGACUGUGGAGGUAAAUGUUUUGAAACAUGACUUUUACAUUUUUUAAUUUUAAUGGGACACACCUUUUUUGGGACAUUCACGUGGAAUGUUUCAUCAGCUCCCUGCCUGGCAUUAACUGUACAUUUGUAUGUGUGCCUGUGUAUGUUUAAAUGCAGGUCAUCUCUCUGUAUGUUUGCACUAAAACAAAUGGACUUUAAAUUGGAGAGACCGGACCUUCAGCUUCACUAGAUGGAAGAAACUUAUCAUUAUAAAACUUAAACCACAGACAAUCUGAGUUUGAUAUUUUUUUGUUCUAAAGAGUGAAUGUGCCAAAGGCUUAAUAACUGUCCUGGUAUGACUCACUUAAUGUUUAUUUUUCCUCAAUUCUGGGGUAUCGUUUGAUUGCAGCCCUUACCAACCCACAAUACUGAUGCAUGCAGCCUGGUUUCAAUAGCAGAGUUGUCUAAUCUGGGGUUCAGCAAUAUGAAGUCAAUAUCCAAUCCUUCUAUUUUUUAAACCGAGUCUUUUCCGAAGCCACUUUUACCAGAUUUGUUGAAGUCGCACAUAAUGAGUGGUAACAAAUUAUAGUCCAAUGACACACUAUAAAGGCUUGUUUUGUUUUUUUCUUGAAAGUCAGUGGACCUUUUGCUGUACAGAAUGGCUAAGAUCACUUGCUAACCAAAAUCAACACUUUUUAUGACACUUUUCAGCACAUAUAGGGAAAAUCAAAUUAAUAAUAUAAUAAUAUAUUCCACAUGGUAAUAGUAAUUAUAGUAAGGCCAUCAAAGAUUUGAAAUACAGUACAAAGUAUAGAAAUUAUGCAGUGACCAAAAACAAACAAAUGUACAAAAAAUAAAUAAAAAUAAACAAAUGAAAACUAUUUAGUUUAUACAUUUUAGAUUCUUCAAAGUAGCCACCCUUUGCCAAGUAUGAUGGGUGCUUUUUGGCUGCUUUCUGAUCCAACUCAUUCGUUAAAAACUAUUAAUUGACAUAUUACGUUUUGUAAAGAAAUGAAUACACACAAUUGAUAUUUGUCUAAACAACUAUUUUUAACAUCAGAGAAUAAGCCUUUUGAUCAAAAGGUCUUAAAGAUAAUGAAACGCGUACAGUACAGUUCAUCCAGUCAAGUGUGUCCAAACCUGAAACUGGCACUGAAUAUAUGGCAGCGUCAAUUUGGUAAAUAAGGAAAUUGCCUUUAUAUAUGCAGCCAAUUCUGAAAGGUUAAAGCAUGUAAGAAACAAUAUUAGUUCUAUCAUACGAUGUUUGUUUGCAUAUCGUUUGGGUGUAUGUAAAAAAGAGAGAGAGAUAAGCAGGUUUUAAACUACAACGGGUGGGCUUAUUUUUGCUCCUAACAUCGUGAAGCCCGGAAGACUGUUUGGUGCAUUACAUAUUUAACCAUAAAUUCUUUAAACCAUGUUGAACAUCAUGGCCUUGUAAAAGAUUUUACAUUUUGUGUCUGAGUGUGUGUUUGUGCAUGUGGUUGCUCUCUUUUCUGUUAUAACCUUUCUAAACGUGGUGCCAUACAAGACUAAAGAAGUGCAUGGCUGUCCAGAAAGCCUUAAAAAAAAGAUUAAGAAAAUUACAAUAAGAAUACAAUGUGACAAAACAAAUGAGAGAACCAGUUGGAAUGAAAGGAUUUACACAGGUUAAAUGUAACACGAAAUGGCGCAUUUAUAAAAAGAAAAUUGAUUAAAACACUUGUGCACUUGUUUUGUAUUCUGAAUGCCAUGUGGCUCCGCUCAAAAUGCAGAAAGGUACCAAAUUCUUAGCAGUAAUUCACUGGGUCACUGAGCUUGUUUAUUGGGGAAGGCAACCUUACAAUACUCAGUACAGAGCUGCUAUGGUGAUGUUUUGAGAAUGCUAAAAUUUACUUGCCCUGUAUAUAUUAAGGUGUUAAGCAUGUAAGAUCACAAGAGAGCAAACAAAAGCACGAGAGCAAGGUUAUGUGAUUCUAACGUUUGAGAUUAGCUUAAACUGAUGGGACCGGGAACUUGAACAGAUGAUACACUACAAGAUGUAAUUUUCUUAAUCAGUAUUUUUGUCUUGUUUUCCAGUAAAAGUAGCUAAACAGCCUUACAAGAUAAAUUUACUUAAAAGUAAUUGUUUAAGAUAAUAAGACUUGCUUUCAGAAAGUAUAUAUUUAAUUAAGUUUAUUUUUCUUACCCCAUCGAAUUGCAAAUAAAUGUUUUAAAACACUUUACAAUAAGGUUCCAUUCGUUAACAUUAGUUAAUGCAUUGUCACGUACAAACAAUUAACAAUAUUUUUUUACAGCAUAUAUUAAUCUUUGUUCAUGUUACUUUUGGUUAAAAUAAAAUUGUUCAUGUUAGUUCAAAGUGCAUUAACUGUAAAAACAACUUUUGAUUUGUAAUUUACUUUAUACGUAUACUGUAUGUUAAAUUAACAUUAACCAAUAUAAUUAAAUGCCUGAAGCAUUGUUCAUUGUUAUUUCAUGUUAACUACUGUUGCUAACUAAUGUUUACAAAUGUAACCUUAUUUUAAAUUGUUACCAAUUGUUUUUCUUGUCUUAAGCAUAAACCUCACUAAAUUUUGUUUUUUUCAGUGUGGGCAGCUGAAUAUCUGAAAUACUUUAUGAUUGUUAUUAUACUUUGUAUCAAAUGAUGAGAUUGACUUUUUCAUUCCUGUUUUGUGUGUUGCUUGCACUGAGACUGUCUUCUCAUCUCUGGGUUUCUCACUGUGUCUGCAUGGAAAAAAAAUCCUAAUUUCUUUUGGUGUUUUGUAUACCAAUUUAUAGCUAUUUUUUUCCCCUUUCUUUUUGUAAAUGUAAGAAAAAAGCAUUUGUUGUGGAAUGGAAUGAGAUAAAGGCUUUG